Hydatigera taeniaeformis is the source of this 738-nucleotide messenger RNA. NCBI's taxonomy places the organism in Eukaryota, Metazoa, Platyhelminthes, Cestoda, Cyclophyllidea, Taeniidae. The record is from the annotation of a GenBank genome assembly.
AAGGGUGAGCAACGUGAUGCAUUGGAGCUUGCUGAACUUUUAUGCGCACCGAAAAAGCUGGAUCGUGAUCGUGGUGAGAUGGCUCUGAGGGAAAGAGAUUUUGAAGUCAACGAAAUUAAGGAUUUGAUCGAUUGGAUCAUGGAAAAGUCGGAAAAUUUGCACGAAUGGGAGGACAUAUAUGGUGCUUGCACUUUUGCACGUAUUUUGCUUGAGAAAGUUCCGACUUCUCUGUUGGAUGCUCACAACUUCAGAGAGGUGUUGAUUGAUAAACUUCCAGAAAUGGAUUCGCAUUAUGAGUAUCGGGUUCGUAUUGCAGCAGGUGAAUUAAUGGGCGUCCUUUGCAACCUUGGCGGCGUCCAAAUUUUCGAAAGGUUUCUUCCAAGGAUCAAGGAAGGAAUAGAGGAUAAUUUGAAUAGGGAUCCACUUAAUCCUGCUAAAGAGCAAGAGGAAGCCCAAAAAGAACUUGAUUUAGUUAUGGACACCAAUCCUAACUUAAGUAAGAGCUCCCUCACUCUGUUUCAUGAUACCGCUGGGUGGAAAAACCUUGAGACUUGGAUGAAGUGUCUUCAUUUUUGUGUUUGUGGCUUGGGUUCAGAACGCUUCAAGAUGUGCUGUGACCCUGAUAUCCUGGCAAUAGUUUUCAAGGCUGUCAGCCACACGAAUAGGUUUGUCCGUGAAACUGGCUAUGACGUUUUGGGCACUAUUAUACAGAAUCAAGGCUGCGAAGGUUCUGGAGAA